Messenger RNA from Nakaseomyces glabratus, 411 nucleotides. RefSeq names its product cornichon family protein (gene ERV14). The record is from RefSeq and is a predicted model, not a curated record. Gene Ontology annotation, cellular component: COPII-coated ER to Golgi transport vesicle; endoplasmic reticulum membrane. Lineage: Eukaryota; Fungi; Ascomycota; Saccharomycetes; Saccharomycetales; Saccharomycetaceae. Gene Ontology annotation, biological process: endoplasmic reticulum to Golgi vesicle-mediated transport.
AUGGGUUCCUAUUUAUUCAUUUUAGCUGUUGUUGUUAACUGUAUCAACUUGUUUGGUCAAGUUCAUUUCACCAUUCUGUACGCUGAUCUGGAAGCUGAUUAUAUCAACCCAAUUGAACUAUGUUCUAAGGUCAACAAGUUGAUUGUUCCUGAAGCUGCUUUACAUGCUGUUGUUUCUCUUCUGAUGUUACUGAACGGUUACUGGUUUGUAUUUCUACUGAACUUGCCUGUCCUAGCUUACAAUGCCAAUAAGUUCUACAACAAGAUCCAAUUGUUAGAUGCCACCGAGAUUUUCAGAACUUUGGGUAAGCACAAGAGGGAGAGUUUCUUGAAGCUAGGUUUUUACUUGUUGAUGUUCUUCUUCUACCUAUACAGAAUGAUCAUGGCUUUGAUUGCAGACAGCGAAGAUUAA